AUGGGCCAUGGGCAGCACGCAGCCCCUGGCCGCCCACAAAGCCCGCAGCGCAGCCACCAGAAACCACCCGAACCCCCUCCCCCUUUCCUCUUUAUGCAUUCGCCUCGCCUUUUCGGCACAGAGGGAAGAUGGAGUGGGUGCUGUGGCCGGUGGGCCCCCGGUGCUCUCCGACUGCUCGUCUGCUUCCUGUUGCUUUUUGCCUGUCCAGGGGGCUGCAGCGACUUUAGUGCCCACGAUGGUCAGGGACAAGCAGAACUGAGGCAGUUCUGGCCGUUUCAAGGAUUGGCAGCUCCAGUCUUCCGGCACUUACAACUAAUACUCCACCAGAUUGUACCCCAAGGUCUGUUCUGGAUGGAUGACAUUACCCAGGAUGUGAUGACCCAGAAGAUGGAGCACAGCAGCAGACCCCACCCCCAAGAUCCAUGCCUGAAGGAUGGGAAGGUGGUUUUCCCCCCUAAAUCCAUUGGGAGUCCAUCAGCCACGGUGAACAGGGGUCAUUACUUUGCCUUCAAAGCGGCUCCAAAGGCUCCGAAACAAGAGGUGACCCACCCUGCCAAGGGCUUCCUUGGGCGAUUUCCCACUGUGGGCCGCAACCUGGUGGCCGACUGA
Molecule: messenger RNA, 609 nt
Organism: Jaculus jaculus (lesser Egyptian jerboa)
Lineage: Eukaryota; Metazoa; Chordata; Mammalia; Rodentia; Dipodidae
Gene: Resp18
Product: regulated endocrine specific protein 18
Exons: 6
Coding region: 1-609 (202 amino acids)
Cellular component (GO): endoplasmic reticulum
Source: RefSeq, a predicted model, not a curated record